AUGGGGGCGUGUUUGGCUCUGCCCUGUUCCAUAGCCAGCUGUGCUUCAUGUCUGUGUGGCUCUGCUCCCUGCCUCCUGUCGUCAUGCUGCCCCUCCACCUACAACUCCACCAUGAGCCGCCUGGCCUUCUCCUUCCUGCUGCUGCUGGGGACCCUGGUGUCCGUCGUCAUGAUCCUGCCGGGCAUGGAGGACCAUCUCAAGAAGAUCCCAGGCUUCUGUGUGGGCAGCAGCGGCAUCCCCUUUAUCGAGGGAAAGGUGAACUGUGACGUCAUCGUGGGCUACAAGUCGGUGUACCGCAUGUGCUUCGCCAUGGCCUGCUUCUUCUUCCUCUUCUCCCUCAUCAUGAUCCGUGUGCGCAGCAGCAAGGAUCCCCGCGCUGCCAUCCAGAACGGUUUUUGGUUCUUCAAGUUCCUGAUACUGGUUGGAAUAACAGUGGGAGCCUUCUUCAUCCCCGAUGGCAUCUUCACCACAGUGUGGUACUACUUUGGAGUGGUGGGCUCCUUCAUCUUCAUCAUCAUCCAGCUCAUCCUGCUGGUGGACUUCGCUCACUCCUGGAACCAGUCCUGGCUGGAGAAGGCCGAAGAGGGAAACACCAAGGGCUGGUUUGCAGCUCUCCUGACCGUCACCUUUGUGAACUACGCCCUGGCCUUUUCCGCCAUGGUCCUCUUCUAUGUCUACUACACCCAACCGAAUGACUGCACCGAGCACAAGGUCUUCAUCAGCCUCAACUUCCUCUUCUGCGUUGUGGUCUCCGUCGUCUCCAUCCUGCCCAAAGUCCAGGAAGCGCAGCCCAGCUCAGGUCUGCUGCAGGCCUCCCUCAUCUCCCUCUACACCAUGUACCUGACCUGGUCGGCCAUGAGCAACAACCCCAAUAAGACGUGCAACCCCAGUCUGUUGAGCCUGGUUCAGCCCAGCACUACUCCUCCACCGGGACCUGCUCCCACACAGGCCCCUGGUCCGGUCCAGUGGUGGGACGCACAAAGCAUCGUGGGAUUGGUCCUCUUCAUUCUUUGCACUCUUUAUGCAAGCAUCCGCUCGUCCAACAACUCCCAGGUGAACCGGCUAAUGCGGACAGAGGAAGGCACGGGGCUGACCGCAGACGUGGAGGCCACCGCGGGGGAAGACGGCGUGCUCCGGGCCGUGGACAACGAGGAGGACGGGGUCAGCUACAGCUACUCCUUCUUCCACUGCUCUCUGUUCCUCGCCUCACUCUACAUCAUGAUGACCCUCACCAACUGGUACAAACCCGACAUGGACUACGAAGCCAUGCAGACCAGCAUGCCGGCCGUGUGGGUGAAGAUCUGCUCCAGUUGGCUGGGACUGGCCCUCUUCCUCUGGACCCUGGUGGCUCCGCUGGUGCUGCCCGACAGAGAUUUUGGGCAAAUCUGA
Messenger RNA from Knipowitschia caucasica, 1389 nucleotides. The record is from the annotation of a GenBank genome assembly. NCBI's taxonomy places the organism in Eukaryota, Metazoa, Chordata, Actinopteri, Gobiiformes, Gobiidae.